Molecule: messenger RNA, 690 nt
Organism: Symbiodinium sp. CCMP2456
Lineage: Eukaryota; Dinophyceae; Suessiales; Symbiodiniaceae
Source: the annotation of a GenBank genome assembly
AUGUCGAACAAGAUCUCUGCGGCGGCGCUGCUGCAGCUGGCAGACCAGUUUGACCGGCAGAAGAAGUUCCGUCGUCGUCGCAUCGACAAACGCCUUGGCAGGAUUCCAAAGGGCCAGGAGUCGCCUUUUGGCGACUUCCCGGAGGACUUUGUUAGACCCUCCUUUCCUGCGCCGCUCUCGGCGCGAGCAUCCUUGGCGGCCACAGCACCGCUGCCGGGCAAGAUUCAGGAUACGAGUCCACGCCAGGGUGCCGCAGACGUCCGUGGGAGGUCAAUGCGAGUCUCUGGGGCAGCAGCGGUGGCGCCGAAGUCAGCGAGAGGUCCCAACAAGAUGGCAGUUACCCUCCAGGCCCUGCGUGAAGAGGUGGAGAAGCGAGCCGACACGCUCAGCCCGCGAAGUCCGGGGCACGCCGCGCGAGGCGAGCACGAGGUCAUUCCGGGGACACCUCGAAAGGCCGCGCCGCAGCCAGUGUCUCCACCGAAGGCCGGUGCCUUCAGGCGCCGUGCCAUCAAGCCCUCCGAGUUCCGCCGCUUCUACGACCGUGGAGACCUGCCGAUUCAGGUUCAGCACACUGGCACGCAAAACAAGAUUGCGUGGAAAGUGGACAUUGAGAAACUAGACUACCACCACUACCUGCCGAUUUUCUUCGACGGGCCUGCCUGGCUUUCCGGAGGGUUUGCUCGCUGUUGA